AUGGCCCGAUUUGGAGAAGACGUUCCGGUCUUGUUGAGCUCAGGAGAUGGAGGAUCCGAGCGCAACAGGAACCGCGAUGGAGCGGCUGUGUCCACCGGUGGCAUCUCCCCAGCCUUCAAGCAAACCAAAGCGCAGCGAGCUCGCACCAUGGCUCUGUACAACCCUAUACCAGUGCGGGAAAACUGCUUCACCGUCAACCGCUCUCUCUUCAUCUUUGGUGAGGACAACAUGGUCAGGAAGUAUGCCAAGAAGAUCAUUGAGUGGCCAUAUCCUUUGGUGUAA
Molecule: messenger RNA, 282 nt
Organism: Knipowitschia caucasica
Lineage: Eukaryota; Metazoa; Chordata; Actinopteri; Gobiiformes; Gobiidae
Source: the annotation of a GenBank genome assembly